Vicia faba (fava bean) is the source of this 1458-nucleotide messenger RNA. Lineage: Eukaryota; Viridiplantae; Streptophyta; Magnoliopsida; Fabales; Fabaceae. The record is from the annotation of a GenBank genome assembly.
AUGGAGUCUACUCCUAAACAUACCCAAAAGCCUCAUGCUGUAUUUAUACCAUAUCCUGCACAGGGUCAUGUCAAUCCCUUAAUGCAACUAGCAAAACUCCUCCGUUGCAAAGGUUUUCACAUAACCUUUGUCAACACCGAGUUCAACCACAAACGUUUGAUAAAAUCUCUUGGAGAAGAGUUUGUGAAAGGUCUCCCAGAUUUUCAAUUUGAGACCAUACCUGAUGGUUUGCCAGAAUCAGAUAAAGACGCAACACAAGAUGUUCCACAAUUGAGUGAUGCAAUUAGAACAAAAUUUUAUGCUCCUUUCAAAGAUCUUAUAAAUAAGAUUAACACUUCAUCACCUCAUAUUCCUGUUACUUGCAUAAUUGCUGAUGGCCUUUUGGGAUUUGCUGGACGAGUGGCUAAGGAAUUGGGCAUUCAAGAGUUACAGUUUUGGACAGCUUCUGCUUGUGGAUUUCUGGGAUAUUUGCAUUAUGAUGAACUUGUCAAAAGGGGCAUUCUUCCAUUCAAAGAUGAAAAUUUUAUUGUCGAUGGCACUUUGGAUCAAAGUAUAGAUUGGAUUCCAGGAAUGAAAGAUAUUAAACUAAAAGAUCUUCCAAGUUUUAUUAGAGUUACUGAUCUAAAUGAUAUUAUGUUUGAUUACAUGGGUUCCGAGGCACAAAACUGUUUGAAUUCAUCAACAAUUAUAAUCAACACAUUUGAAGAAUUGGAAGGUGAAUCUCUUAAAAUUUUUAGGAGAAAAAAUCCAAACAUAUAUAGUAUUGGUCCACUUCACUUGCUCGGAAGACAUUUUUUAGAAAAGGAAUAUGGUUUUAAAGCAAGCGGUUCAAGUUUAUGGAAAAGUGAUCCAAAAUGUAUAAAUUGGUUGAAUAAAAGGAAACCUAGCUCGGUCUUAUAUGUUAAUUAUGGAAGUGUAACUGUUAUGACAAAUCAUCACUUGAAAGAAUUUGCUUGGGGAAUAGCAAAUAGCAAGGUACCAUUUUUAUGGAUAAUGAGGUCAGAUGUUGUAAUGGGUGAAGAAACUUCAAGUUUGCCACAAGAGUUUUUAGAUGAAGUUAAGGAUAGAGGAUACAUAACUAGUUGGUGCUCUCAAGACCAAGUUCUUGCUCAUCCAUCAAUUGGAGUUUUUCUAACUCAUUGUGGUUGGAAUUCUACAAUUGAAUCUAUUUCUUCAGGUGUGCCUACUAUUUGUUGGCCUUUCUUUGCUGAACAACAAACAAACUGUAGGUAUUUAUGCAACACUUGGAAAACAGGAAUGGAAAUUAACAAUGAUGUGAAAAGAGAAGAGAUAACAGAACUUGUGAUGGAAAUGAUGGAUGGAGAAAAUGGAAAAGAAAUGAAACAAAAGAGUUUAGAGUGGCAAAAGAUAUCUAAAAAGACAACUGAUUUUGGAGGAUCCUCGUACAAUAAUCUUCAUAAGUUAAUUACUGAGGUUCUUCAUCACAAUUCUAUUUGA